GAGAGAGAGGGAGGGAGAAUCGCUUUGUACAUAAGCCAUCAAUCCUUUCUCUCCCUCUCUCUCUCCUCCUCCUCUCUCUCUCUCUCUCUCUCUCUCUCUCUCUAUCUAUCUAUAUAUACGAUAGUUUUACAGAGAGAGAGAGAGAGAGAGUAAUCGGAGAGAAAGAAGCUUUCGGCUCUCGACUUUCCGAUUCAGAGAGCCGUCGGCUAUGGCAGAUUCAAACCGCUCGAACGAUUCGGUUUCUCUUGAUGUAGGAACCAUUUAUCUGGGAGGAAAGGAACAUACUGUUCAAACAGGCCGUGGUCCUGUGUCUGUUAUUGUGUAUGGAGACCAAGACAAACCGGCUCUGCUUACUUACCCUGAUUUAGCCCUAAACCAUAUGUCAUGUUUCCAAGGAUUGUUCUUUUGUCCUGAAGCCGCUUCUUUGCUGCUCCAUAAUUUCUGUAUAUACCAUAUCAGUCCUCCUGGGCACGAGUUGGGAGCUGCGGCAAUUUGUCCUAGUGACCCUGUGCCUUCUGUUGAUGAUUUAGCUGAUCAAAUUAUUGAGGUUCUCAACUAUUUUAGGUUGGGUGCAGUGAUGUGCAUGGGGGUAUCAGCGGGGGCUUAUAUUGUCACUCUAUUUGCUUUGAAAUAUAGGGAGCGGGUUCUUGGUCUGAUUCUCAUAUCCCCUUUAUGCAAAGCUGCCACUUGGACAGAAUGGCUGUAUAAUAAGGUGAUGUCAAAUUUGUUGUAUUUUUAUGGCAUGUGUGGUUUGAUGAAGGAGUUAUUGCUCCAUCGGUACUUCAGCAAGGAAGUUCGCGGUAGUGCAGAUGUCCCAGAAUCAGACAUCGUUCGGGCAUGUAGACGGUUACUGGACGAGAGACACAGCAUAAAUGUUUUGCGAUACCUUCAAGCAAUCGAUAGGAGACCUGACAUUACGGAUGGGCUGAGGGGACUUAAAUGUCGCACACUCAUAUUUGUCGGGGAGAACUCUCCUUUCCAUUCAGAGGCUGUCCACAUGACAUCAAAAUUGGAUAGAAGAUACAGCGCCUUGGUUGAGGUCCAGGCUUGUGGAUCGAUGGUAACAGAAGAGCAACCACAUGCAAUGUUGGUGCCCAUGGAGUACUUUCUCAUGGGAUACGGGUUAUAUAGGCCAUCCCAGCUGAGCGGCAGUCCAAGGAGUCCCCUCAGUCCUACUUGCAUCUCCCCGGAGCUUCUUUCUCCAGAAAGCAUGGGAUUGAAGCUGAAACCGAUCAAAACCCGGGUUUCUCCCCAAGUCAGAAUCGCAGACAGAUAGAUGAUAACAACUAGACGCAGCGCGAUCUGGAAGUUUGUAAUACUACGAUCUCCAUGAUUUGGGAGUUAACAGACGUUCUUUUUCUUUUUUCUUAUACUUUUUCUCUUUUGAUUAGCAAAAGAAGAAGAAGAGGAGGGAGGAGGGUAGAUGCGGGUGUUGUAGAUUAUUGGUGGGGGGGGGUUCUUGAGAAAUGGAUACGAGAUAUAUACAUAGGAAGGAGGGAGACUUGAAGGUAUUCAUUUUGUAGUCAUUCAUAAACGUGCCACUGAGCUUUUAUGUGUAUAUCUUCACACAUACAUUUAUUUAUGACAUUGAUGAGUAAUAAAUAUUGUGCAGCAAAAUGGGGUGGCUUCUUUGGAUCAUACGGUUCAUGGGUUGGUUUUUUUUUUUUUUUUAAACAUUUUUUAUUUGAGAAGAUAGUUGUAUUUCAUUAAAUAUUAAAGGAGGCUUCCAUAGCUGUAGUGACGUUGAAGUCAAUAUGGGACCACGUGAAGGCCAUGAAUCCAUCAC
This is a messenger RNA of Diospyros lotus (date-plum), 1786 nucleotides long. Its product is annotated as protein NDL1-like. The transcript is spliced from 11 exons. Bases 209 to 1276 code for a protein of 355 amino acids. The record is from RefSeq and is a predicted model, not a curated record. NCBI's taxonomy places the organism in Eukaryota, Viridiplantae, Streptophyta, Magnoliopsida, Ericales, Ebenaceae.